Messenger RNA from Peromyscus eremicus (cactus mouse), 1036 nucleotides. RefSeq names its product ectodysplasin A2 receptor (gene Eda2r). The record is from RefSeq and is a predicted model, not a curated record. Bases 1 to 900 code for a protein of 299 amino acids. Gene Ontology annotation, cellular component: plasma membrane. Lineage: Eukaryota; Metazoa; Chordata; Mammalia; Rodentia; Cricetidae. The transcript has 5 exons. Gene Ontology annotation, molecular function: protein binding; tumor necrosis factor receptor activity. Gene Ontology annotation, biological process: positive regulation of canonical NF-kappaB signal transduction; tumor necrosis factor-mediated signaling pathway; positive regulation of JNK cascade.
AUGGAUUGUCAAGAAAAUGAGUACCGGGACCAAUGGGGGCACUGUGUCACCUGCCAACAGUGUGGCCCUGGACAGGAGCUCUCCAAGGACUGUGGUUAUGGAGAAGGUGGAGAUGCAUACUGCAUAGCCUGCCCUCCCCGAAAGUAUAAAAGCACCUGGGGACAUCACAGGUGUCAGACUUGCAUCACCUGUGCUGUCAUCAAUCGAGUCCAGAAGGCCAACUGCACAAAUACCUCUAAUGCUAUCUGUGGAGACUGUAUGCCCAGGUUCUACCGAAAGACACGCAUUGGGGGCCUGCAGGACCAAGAAUGCAUCCCAUGCACAAAGCAGACUCCUUCUUCUGAGGUUCAGUGUACCUUCCAGUUGAGCUUAGUGAAGGUAGAUGCACACAAUGUUCCCGGUAAAGAAGCCACACUUGUCGCACUGGUGGGCAGUCUGCUGGUGGUGUUUGCGUUAGCCUUCCUUGGACUCUUCUUUCUCUACUGCAAGCAGAUCUUCAACAGACAUUGUCAAUGUGUUGCAGGAGAUUCGUUGCAAUAUGAGGCUGAAAAGGCAGUGGAGGAGGAUUCUAUUUUCCCCAUGCCACCUGGCCAGGAGACAAGUCCUGAACUUCCAGGGAAUGAGAGCAUCUUUGAGAUCAAGCCAAUUCACUCCGUUCUGGAUGACGGCUGCAGCUCCACUCGUGGCUUUCCCACCCAGGAGUCCUUUACCAUGGCCUCCUGCGCCUCAGAGAGCCAUUCUCAAUGGGUCCAUACCCCCAUUGAAUGUACAGAGCUGGACCUACAAAAGUUGUCCAGCCCUGCCUCUUGUCCUGGAGCUGAAACCUUGAGGGAGAACACAGCUGGAAGCUCCAGAGACAGGCUGGGGCUCCACGUACCUUUGGAAGUUCCCGGCCUUUGACUCUACUGAGGUGAGCUAGAAAGGUAUGGCUAAAAGACCAGAAGGUGUGGUCUUUUAACUUCUCAACAAAUUUCCAAGUUGUAUUGUUCAAUAGGACUUUGGCGGAAGAGUGGCAGGAAAUUGGGCUGAUAGAGGU